AUGCCAAUGCCACAACCACCACCACCACCACCACCACUACCACCACCACCAUCAGCACCGCAAGCACCAGUAAGGGUUAUCGCCAACCAACAAUAUCCACCAAUCAAAUACAGAUCGAAACUUUACAAAACUGAUAGCCAAAGUACCGUGAAAGGUGUGCAAACGUUCGUGCAGCAGCAAGAACAAAAUAUCAUUCCGACUACUAUGCAACAGCCUAGAGGACAAAUGUCUUACCAACAGAAUUUGGGAGGAUCAAGAAUGACAGUAGGUAGCGUAGAGACUCAACCAAAAAUUCCAGCUGCACCUAUAGGAUUUCCUGGACAAAGAAUGUAUCCAAGUCAACCACCAAAUCCUGUAAAUAUACCACUAGAUUCAAUGAACAAACGAUACCGAUCAUAUCCUGAGCAAAUGAAUCAUUUGAACAAUCAAAAUAUGAUGUCGGUUGCACAAGCCGGUUAUAAUAAAUUAUGGGGAAUGGAGACUGUUGAUCUAUUGCAAUGUAGAAAUGUUUUACCUGCAGAAAAAGUGGAACCACCAAAGAUCAAACUUCACCAAGAGUUUCUAGAUAGUGUUAAUUGUAGUCCAGAUAUUUUUCGGUGUACACUCACAAAGAUCCCCGAAUCAAAUUCUUUACUACAAAAGUCCAGAUUGCCUCUAGGAGUGUUAAUACAUCCUUUUAAGGAUUUAAAUCAUUUACCAGUAAUACAGUGCAGCACAAUAGUACGAUGCCGUGCUUGUAGAACGUAUAUCAAUCCGUUUGUGUUCAAUGAUUCAAAAAGGUGGAAGUGUAACCUGUGUUACAGAGUAAAUGAAUUACCAGACGAAUUUCAAGUUGAUCCUGUAACAAAACAUAACGGAGAUCCAUCAAGACGUCCAGAAGAUACCAGUACAAUAGAAUUUAUUGCCCUACUACGUCCACCACAGCCAGCCGUGUAUCUAUUUGGUUUGGAUGUUUCAAGACUGGCAGUAGAGAGUGGUUAUUUGAGCAUAGUCUGCAACGUAAUUUCCGAGGAAUUAUCCAAGUUGCCUGGUGAUAGCAGAACACAAAUUGGAUUCCUGGCAGUAGAUUCUGCGAUACAUUUCUUUGGCAUACCCGACAAUGUAUCGCAACCUCAGGAAAUGAAGCUCGAUAUAGAUGACAUUUUCUGCAGAUGGAUUCUUCCAUGCCCGGACACUAUCGUUAAUUUAAAAGAACGAGAGGAAUUAGUGAGAGAUUUGUUGGCUCAAUUACCAACGAAAUUUCAAGGGACUCAUGAUACAAGUAGCGCUUUAGGUGCAGCAUUACAAGCAGCAUAUAAACUUAUGUCGCCAACUGGUGGACGGGUGACUGUUUUCCAAACCUGUUUACCAAACCUCGGCCGACUUUUGCAAGCAAGAGAAGAUCCAAAUAGUAGAUCAAGCAAAGAUGUACCACACUUGAACCCAGUUACAGAUUUCUAUCAGAGAUUGGCAGUAGAUUGCAGUGGACAACAAAUUGCUGUCGACUUAUUGUUGAACAGUCAAUAUUGCGAUUUAGCCACUCUUGUAAAUAUCUUAAUUAUUUUAUUUACGGGUAUGGGUAAAUUUCUGGAGGAUGUAUAAUAUCACCUUCCUCUGUUCCGAGGAUCAAAAUCACAGAAUGCAGAAACUCUCGAUAGAAUACUCAGACGUUAUCUUACUCGAAAGAUUGGUUUGAAGCAUCAUGAGAUACGAUGCACACGUGGUUUGAGUAUUCACUUUCAUGGAAAUUUCUUUGUUAGAUCGACUGACCUUCUUAGUUUACCUAACGUUAAUCCAGAUGCUGGCUUUGGAAUGCAAAUUUCUAUUGAGGAAAACCUUUCAGAUAUUCAGAACGUGUGUUUUCAGGCAGCUCUACUUUAUACAUCAAGUAAAGGGGAAAGAAGAAUUAGGGUACACACAUUGUGCCUACCAGUAGUGUCCACUUUAUCUGAUGUUCUUCAUUCUGCUGAUCAACAAUGUAUAGCAGGCCUACUUUCUAAAAUGGCUGUAGACAGGUCUCAGCAGUCAUCUUUAUCCGAUGCAAGAGAUGCUUUGAUAAACGUGGCUAUAGAUGUAUUGUCAGCCUAUAAAUUGUCUCAGUCAACGGCCCCUGGUGGACUUGUUGCUCCUGCGAGCUUAAAGUUACUGCCCCUUUAUAUUAUUGCUUUGCUCAAAUACGUUGCCUUCAGAUCGGGAACGAAUACAAGACUUGAUGAUCGAGUCUUUGCAAUGUGCCAGUUGAAAACUCUGCCACUAUUUCAAUUAAUUCAGACAAUUUACCCAGACCUUUAUCCUAUUCAUGCGCUUGAUGACCGGAAUUUGAAAGAUAUCGAUGGGAAACUUUGUCCACAACCACCCAGAUUGCAUCUUUCCGCUGAGAAACUUGAUUCUAGGGGAGCUUUCUUGAUGGAUGCUGGUGAUCGAUAUUUAUUUUAAUUGGUAAAUAUUCACCCUUCAUUUUGUUGCAAUAUACUUGGAGCUUCUGCUUUUGCUUCAAUACCCGAAGAACUUGUAAUAUGAUUACCAGAAAUUGAGACGGCUGAAAGCGAAAGGUUACGCAAUUUUGUAUUUAGUUUACAAGAAGAAAAGCCUUACCCUGCCACUGUACAAAUUAUUCGAGAUGACAGUCACUUCAGAACACUCUUUAUUGAACGAUUAGUUGAAGAUCGUUUCGAGAAUUCUCUGAGUUAUUAUGAAUUCUUGCAACAUCUUAAGACUCAAGUGAAAUAAUAAUAAAAAAAAGUAAUUCGGAAUUAGAUGGAAACAAGAUAAGCAAACGUAUAAAGAUAAUAAAAAAGAAGAAGCUAUUGUUGAUUACAUACAGUGAAAGUGUUUAACAAUCGUGAACUGUGUUCAAAACUGCGAACCUCUUAAAACGAUUGUUCAAUCGGUUAAUUAGAAUGGAACACUUAGGGAUAUGAAAACCAUACAUAUAUGUACGUAUACGUAUGUAGGAAUGAAUGUUAUUAUUAUUGUUUUAAGAAAUGUUAAAGCAUUUAAGUAUAAUUCAAUUGUAGUUACUGUUUUAUUACUAUUAGAACAAUUAUUAUAAUAAUUAUUGUUAUUCUUUUCAGUUGCAAAUUUCAAGAAACAUCAUCUUUCUAAUAUUUCUCCACUUUAAAAAUAAUUUGUAAUCAUUCGAUUUUAUUAUUUAAUCUUCUGAAACUUUUAGGUAUUUCAAUUCAGAUACUGAUUUACUGAUUUUGAAAACUUUUUUCUACUUACAAGUGUGUAGUAUUUUAUGAAACUGUUUUAAAAAUUUCUUUUUUAAUUAAUUAGGUACGUUACAAAAUAGUCUCCUUUUGGAUUCAAAUCAUUUUGUAAAUAAUUAUUAGUUCUCUGCGUCUUCAACCAGAAAUUUUAUAAUAAAUUAUUAAUUAGAUUUAUUAAUUCCAUAAAUAUAAAGCAAUAUUUCAUAAGGUAUGGUGUAUCCGAGAAAGAAAAAAUUCUACGCCAAAAAUAAGAUCAGUUUUAAUGCUUUUUUAACCAGACCCUAUUAACUUUUAAAAACUAUAAUUACAUUAGAAAGAAUCCGAUAAUGUUAUGUUUCAAUAUGUUUUAUAAUAGUAAUACUCGUUAAAUUUCUGUUUGGCGAUUUUUCGAUUUUCGAUUUUUCGAUUUUCGAUUUUUCGAUUUUCAAUUACAAUAUCAUCUAAGCUAUAAAAUUUCAAAUUAAUACAUCUCUACUUUGAAUACAUAAAAAUUACACAGGAUUAUAAGAAUCAUAUAAUAUAAUAUAAUACAAUUAUCUUCAUAUUUUGCGUACUUAUUUUGAUUGAUAAUUGUCGUUUAAACUAUUAAGUAAAAAUUACAGGGAAGUGUUAAGAAAUAUCAUCUUAUUUUUUAUGCAAGAACUUUACAUUUGUUGAAUAUACCACCGCCUUUGAAGCAAUCUAUGCAUAUGUUACUACAGAAUAUUCAUCUGAAUGUGGUAAAGAAGUACAAUUAUUUUGUUAAUUAAUAAUCUUAUGAAGAAUGAACGAUUAAAUAGUUAUCAGCAUCUUUUUCUUAAGAUUUCUAUUAUAUUGUACUUGUUUAUCGUGUUUAAUUGGACAUUCCGUGUAUGUAUUUAUGCAUGUAUAUGUAUAGACUGACCUCGAAUUAACAAAGUAAGAAAGGUAAUAUUUACAAAAAGAAAAAGAAAUUUUUUUUAACUCUAUCUGGUUAUAUAAAGCACAUACACGACGUAUUUAGAAAGAUGCAUAGGAAUGCAAGUGAAAAUUUAUAUUAAUCUUAUCUGAAGUAUGGAAAUUAAAAGUAGCAAAAUGAUUUCUGUUUAUUGAUAUUUUAAUACUGUAUUUAUAAAUCAAGCUUAGUAAAAAUGAAUUAAUUAUUUAGGUAUCCCAUAUGUGUGUAGAAUAUGCUUUAAGAUAAAAUGCAUGAGAAUAGCUAUGUAGUUUUAAAUUGUUUCUAUUAAUUUUUCACAUAAUCAUAAAUAAUGCAAAAUAUGAUAGUACACAGAAAUACAGUCUCAGAAAUUGAAUGCGAUUGCAUAUAAAUGCUUUUGCAGAAAGGCAUCAAAGAUAUACGUAUGUUAUACAUAUGAUGCGAGCGUGUGUGUGUGUAUGUGUGUGUAUGUGUACGUAUAUGUAUAUGAGUAUAAACGAUAAAGUUUCACUCUGUUAAUUCGAGAUAAGUCUGUGCAGAGAAAUUGGGGAUUUACAAAGUUCUAUUUCUCAUACCAUCAAUGCUGCCAAAAAAAAAAGGAGAUGAACACUCAAAUACUUUUCUUAGAUUCAGAAUGAAUUUCAAGUGAAGAAAAAAGACAGGAGGUAGAAAGAUCAUGUAAAUUGUUUAAAAUUAUAAACUGCGCUCUGAAAAGUGCGAAAAUAAAACUCGUAGUACUGUUUUAAAAUUUUUUUUUCUUUUUUUUUUUUUCAAGGAAAGUUGUAAUAACUUGUAGAUUUUGUCACGUAAAAUUACCGUAUACAUUGAAAUUAUAUGUAUAAUCUCAUUUCUUAUAUUCAAAAUUAUUAAGAAUCAAAUAAAAAGUCUGGGGGCACCAAUAUUUCAGAUACAGUGUUUAGAAAUUGGUGAAAAAUAUUUGAUUACUAUGUACCUUUACAAUUAUAUUACAUGUAUAAAUGAUAUAAAUUACAAUUGUUUUCUUUUUAUAAACAGUUAUAUAUAAGUAAUAUAAUUUUACAUUUGAACAAAGUUCUUUUUAUCAUUUGACAAAUUUCAAAUUUAAUAAAUGUGAUUCAGUAAUCAUAAAAUUAAUAAGUUGAUAUAUUUAAUAAAAAUAUUUCAACUUUUUUAUCUAUGGAAAGACAAUAUUUCAAUAAAACAUUUAUCGUAAAUAGUGAGCUACAUUUUUAUAGAAUUUUUCUUUUAAAAAUUAUGAAAAUUAUUCUCAGCUAUACUAUAAAUGAGAAUGGAAAGCUACUACGAUUACUUGAACUUACAAUUAGAUUUUGUUGUAAAUAAUAAUUGUUGUGUAGUUAUAAGUUUCGAGUUAUUGUAAAUAAUUUUUUAUUUUGGUAUUUUCUCUCCAUUGUGUGUUUCGAAUAUUAUGGACAAGAAUAAUGUAAAUUAUUUUAAGAGAUUAUAGUGAUCUAUCAAA
Messenger RNA from Osmia bicornis bicornis, 5542 nucleotides. RefSeq names its product protein transport protein Sec24A (gene Sec24AB). Gene Ontology annotation, molecular function: zinc ion binding; SNARE binding. The record is from RefSeq and is a predicted model, not a curated record. Lineage: Eukaryota; Metazoa; Arthropoda; Insecta; Hymenoptera; Megachilidae. Gene Ontology annotation, cellular component: COPII vesicle coat; endoplasmic reticulum exit site. Gene Ontology annotation, biological process: endoplasmic reticulum to Golgi vesicle-mediated transport; intracellular protein transport; COPII-coated vesicle cargo loading.